This is a messenger RNA of Elaeis guineensis (African oil palm), 1595 nucleotides long. RefSeq lists its product as uncharacterized. NCBI's taxonomy places the organism in Eukaryota, Viridiplantae, Streptophyta, Magnoliopsida, Arecales, Arecaceae. Gene Ontology annotation, biological process: ethylene-activated signaling pathway; regulation of DNA-templated transcription. The record is from RefSeq and is a predicted model, not a curated record. Gene Ontology annotation, molecular function: DNA-binding transcription factor activity; DNA binding.
AAAAAAAUACGGCCACGAGAUAUUGAAGGAGAAUAUGUAAGAAAGCCAUGCACCAUGUCUCCCAAAGCUCUCUUAAUGGAGACACUUUCAUUGAUGGCGGCUCUGCACGUUUGAAUUGCCUUUCCUUAAAGCACAUACCUUCCUUUCUCUAUAAACAUUCCUCUCCCUUCAGCUAUUCAAAAGGGUUGAGCAACCGUUUCUUGAGGAGUUGGUCCAAGGACUUUAUGUGCUUCAAACUGGCAAACGCACCGGACGGUAGCUUCAGCCCGGCAAAGACCGAUGAAGUCGAAGAGGAAGGCAUGGUGGGCAUGAUGUCAUCAGAAAUGGCAGAGGCUAUGAUGUUUUCCGGCGACCACCGGUCUCAGGAGAUGUCGACUAUGGUGUCGGCCUUGACCCAUGUCAUCUCCCGGGAGCAGGUGCCUUGUGGCACGGCUGGGGAGGUGGUGCCGGCCGGUCAUUGGGGUUCGGUUAGUUCGCCGCCUUCUUCUUCGUCUUCGCAGUAUUCUUGGAGUGGUCAGGGUGGCGGCGCUGGUGGGCAGAUGAGAAGGAGAGAGGAGAUACCACCGGAGUUGUUGAUGAGUUAUUAUCAUCAUGGUUAUGGUCAGUUUGGCAGCUAUCAUGGAGAGGCAUUACCGAAUGUUGCAGAACAAAGCCCACAGAGCCUCCUAACUACUAUCCAAGCUCCAGCCAUGGAAGAGUCCUCCCCUUCCGCCUACCAAGAAGCAGAGAGGGAAGCUGCACCAAGGAGGCGAUACAGGGGAGUCCGCCAGCGCCCAUGGGGCAAGUGGGCUGCUGAGAUCCGAGACCCCCACAAGGCAGCUCGUGUGUGGCUUGGCACCUUCGACACAGCCGAAGCCGCUGCCCGGGCCUACGAUGAGGCUGCCCUCCGCUUCCGGGGAAGCCGAGCCAAGCUCAACUUCCCCGAGGAUGUCCAUCUCCACUUGGCACCUCCUCCUGCUCCUCUAGCUACCUCGAAUUCUCCAGCAACUCCAAGCUCUGAUGCAUCCAGGGACUACAUAGAGUACUCAAGGCUGUUACAAGGGGUUGGACCGUACCAAAGGCUUCCACCGACCAGCCUUUUGGAUCAGUAUAUGUCCUCCAAUUAUUCUUCGGCAAUGGCUUCGAUGAUGACUGAUGGUUCUUUAGCUACUCCUUCUUUCCCAACCUCCUCUGCUUCUUCUUCCCCUGUUUUUGCUCCUUCUUCUUCUUCCUCUUCUUCUUCUUCUCCUUAUCCUCUGUUCUAUACUUUGGAGGAGACAGCAUCAGAGACAAGGGUUAGGGAAGAUGGGUCGGCGUUUCAGUGGCCGUAUUGGACUGAUUCCAGCCGGUUUCCACCACCUUCUUCUGGGUAGAGUUGAAAUUGGGCCGUUUUUCCUCUUCCUCUGUUCCCUCUUUUCCAUCUUACCUGCUGCAGGGGCUCACUGCUGUACCUUUCCUUUCUUUUCCCUUUUUUUUUUUAAAGAAAAUUGUGUUUCCGUUUUCUACUUAUUCUUUUCAGCAAAGUACAAAAUACAAGGAAACUAGGAUCCUCUGUUCUAUAGCUUGUAUGAUGGCUACUAUGAGAAUAAUUCUAUUGGAGAUCACCUUCGGAAAAA